Cephus cinctus (wheat stem sawfly) is the source of this 3642-nucleotide messenger RNA. RefSeq names its product elongation of very long chain fatty acids protein AAEL008004. Gene Ontology annotation, biological process: fatty acid elongation, polyunsaturated fatty acid; sphingolipid biosynthetic process; very long-chain fatty acid biosynthetic process. The record is from RefSeq and is a predicted model, not a curated record. The transcript has 8 exons. Gene Ontology annotation, molecular function: fatty acid elongase activity. NCBI's taxonomy places the organism in Eukaryota, Metazoa, Arthropoda, Insecta, Hymenoptera, Cephidae. Bases 520 to 1638 code for a protein of 372 amino acids. Gene Ontology annotation, cellular component: endoplasmic reticulum membrane.
GCGUCCGGCAGUCAGCACGCCAAAGAAACAACGGAACACGUCGCUAAUUUUCCUUAAGGCCAGUCGUUCCUUUUGGCUCGUACACUCAAAUCGUACGACAGCUCAUUCGCGUACCCUACCUCGUCAACGUCGCUACCUCGAUAGUUAACGCUAGUUAAGCCAAUUAUACCAGUUCGCUCGUUUCUUUUGUUAUUGAUUAAUACUUUCAAAUCACAUCGUUCGUAAUUGGUAUUUUUUUAUUUUUUAAGACUGUUAAAGAAGGAAUUUUUUAUUUUGAAAUUAAACGCGACGGUUUUACGUAAAAAUCGAUAAUCGAUCGAUUGACGAUUCGUAGAAUCGAGGGAUCGAUUAGACGAUUGUUCCUCAGUGCGGGAAGGGCGCUGGAUUUGAGAGUGUUUGUGCGGUAUUUGAAGUCAGUGACUCUAUUGGAUACGUAGGGUCGAGUUUUCAAGAAGCGACGCGGCAACUCGCCAACCAGGAUUUUCCUCGUUAGAACCUUGAGGGGACGCCCUAAGCAAUAUGUCAAUCAUAAUGCAGUACGUGGACCGGUUCCACGAGAUGUUGGACAAACAUGCAGACUCGCGGACGACAAACUGGUUCUUGAUGAGUUCACCAUUUCCCACACUUUUUAUCUGCCUGGGAUAUGUCUAUCUCGUGAAGGUCCUGGGUCCUAAAAUCAUGGAGAAUCGCAAGCCUUUUCAGCUUAAGAAUGUCCUCAUAGCGUACAAUCUGUUUCAAGUCAUAUUCUCGGCAUGGCUCUUCUACGAGUGCCUGAUGGGCGGAUGGUGGGGCCACUAUAGCUUUCGCUGUCAACCCGUGGACUAUUCGAACAGCCCGACGGCGGUCAGGAUAGGAAUGUCCGGAUGGCUGACGGGGGACUAUUCUCUAAGGUGUCAGCCGGUAGACUACAGCGAUCGACCCCAAGUAUUAAGGAUGGUUUAUGCCAGCUGGUGGUAUUACUUCUCCAAGUUCACGGAAUUCAUGGACACGAUUUUCUUUGUGCUGAGAAAGAAAAAUGAUCACGUGUCCACUCUCCAUGUAAUCCAUCAUGGUUGUAUGCCCAUGUCCGUCUGGUUCGGCGUCAAGUUCACACCCGGUGGUCAUUCGACGUUCUUUGGGCUCCUGAACACCUUCGUCCACAUUGUCAUGUACUCUUACUACCUCUUGGCUGCCUUUGGUCCAAAAAUGCAGCCUUACCUCUGGUGGAAGAAAUACCUCACUGCCUUCCAGAUGCUUCAGUUCAUCGCCAUUAUGAUUCACGCCUUCCAGCUUCUCUUCAUAGACUGCAACUAUCCCAAGGCAUUUGUCUGGUGGAUCGGCAUGCAUGCCGUAAUGUUCUUCUUCCUCUUCAAUGAGUUUUACCAGCAGAGCUACGCACAGAAGAACCUGAGGAGGGCGAAGGCUGCAGCCGCAAAGGCGUUGGCGAACGGAAGUGCUGGCACAGGAUUGUCAAACGGCGUGGCCAACGGUACGACUGCUUCCAGCAAGAGCGCCGUCAACUCCUCUAGCGGCAACGAGACGAACCUCACCAACGGAUCGACUAGCAGAAGAAGGGACCCUGCCGAUUAUUAUAUUAAGGGCGAGAGCCUAGCCGCGUCUGAAUUAAAUUUACGUAAACCCUUCGUCUCGAGCGAGUGAGUAAGGAUUAAUUAAAGAAAAAAGAAUUGCGUGAGCUUCGUUUAACAUCGCUGAAGAGACUCGAGAGAAACGGACGAGUGUACGCAUGCGCACACGCUGCGACCACUCGGAUCAAGUACGCAACCAUUACAACGCACGUAUACCGGGUACAAUAAUAAUAUUCCACGUAUUUUAACGUAUUGAAUUGUAUUAUAAAAUGGCGGGUGGUCCUGUGUAACACGUGCAGAUCUGUAAACAUAAUAUAACCGGCUCUUGUGUCAGAAAGUGCAUGCGUGGUUUCUCCCUGGGACGGGACUCAUCGUUCUUGUUAUAAAGUUUUAAACUAAAAAAUUGGUCCAAGAGUACAAAAAUUCCGCAAAUACGUACGCCCGCGUUUAACUGGGUCUGUGAUAUUGUAAUUACAUUUAAUCAUCGAAAUCCAUUUACCACGUCGAUGAUUUACUAUAACCACGCGGAUCCCAAUCUUCUGGGGGAAGUGGACGGAAAAACGGACUAAUUGUAAGAUCUCGAGGAUCAUGGAUCUGUCGCAGGACUACAUACGCUUUCAACGGAAUGGCUGUUUUAAGUCCUUCUGUGAAUUUUAUACGAUCAUUAAACGUCCUGGAUGCAGUCAAGCCAAAAAGUAAAAUCGACGGCCACCCUAAUAUUUCUCACCGAGCCAGAACAAGAAUCUGUAUUCUCAAUGCUGACAAUGUCACGGCCGAUUCUUGUACCUCGAAAAAGAACAGACACAUCUCGAUGGGCCAACGGUGAUAAAAAUCAAAAGUGAUUCAAAUGCCAUUGCCGAAAAUUAUACUUGUUAAUCCUUUUGAGUCAUAACCAAUCAAACGUUUCGAAAUCGUCCUCUCGGGGUGAUGAAGUAAUUAAGUCUUCCUUAUCCACGUACAUACAGAAUACAGAUCAGCUUCACAGGCAAAUAUUACAUGCAUAAUAAAAAUUAUUGUUCAUGUAUAAUAGAGCGAUUCACACGAGCAUAAUUCAAUCCGACAGCGCGAGUCAGGAGUGAUGACUGUUUUUAAAUGAUCAUCGGUAUUGCAUUAUUAUACACACAUACACUAUAUAUAUAUAUAUAUUUCAGAGACACAAAAUCAUCACUCUUAUUGCGAAAUAACGCGCCUUUGGUCAUUCUGUAUAUAGGUAGGCUAGUUUUAUACCAUUGUAUUUCAAAAUAAUGGCCAUUAUGCUCUCAGCCUCGCCCGCCUCCUUAACAAUUCUUAAAAACAUUAAACCCUUUUCUUUAAACAGAAGGAAAAGUAGUGCUGUCACAUCGAAUACUUGGAAGAAUGAAAAGUCCUUACCAUAAUUCAUGCUCAUAAUAUUAAUUAAUAUAUAUUUAUGAAUAUAUAUAUAUAUAUAAAAUAAAUUGUUAUUUUUGCGGCUUUGUACAUAACGUUAAUAUAAAGAAUUUUUCAAAAGCGCGGGGUAUCCCAAAAGUUAACGUACUCGCUCUGUCAACCAUUUUAUAUAUAGCAUCGGUACAAAGGGCAGGCGUUGGUUGUUGCUUUUGUUGCUAACUUUUGGCGCACUUCGCGCAGAUUGAAGAUAGACCAUAACGAUACGCAGUCUUAUUGGAAUUGUAAUAGGUGUGUUUUUUUUUGUAAUUACAAUAGGCGCACUUAUAGCCAAUCGUAUUAAUAGAUGAGAAUGGAGACGAAUAUGUGGAGGGUCUAUAUCGCGGCGAAUCUUACGGUUGUUUUGUUGCAAGUAGUUUCGCCGCGAAUGCAAGAAAACUGCCAGUUAUCAAAAGUCAAAUAAUCUUUUACACAAUAUAAAAAAAAAGUAUUGGAUUCUUAAUCGAUAAUCAAAGUAUCUUUUGAAAGCUUUGUUUUCUUUUCAAUGCUAUUGGUACUGUAUAGACAGAUGAAACGUAUAUAGCUAAAUGCAUAUAUAUUUUUAGAAUGGACCUUUAUCGCACAACGAAAUUAGAUAUGUCGAAUAAAAUCAAUCAAAUAUUGUACACAGAAAUUAUGUAUAUUACAAAAAAUAAAUCGUUCAUUAUUAUUA